UUCUUGUCAUGCCUGCAGAAAAUUGAUAUCCAUCCCAGGUGUCAUAGGUCAAAAGUUAAUAUUAAUUAAAUACUAAAUCUUAUAUAGUGCUUUUCUACUCAACUUGAGCACUCAAAGCACUUUAUGCAACAUAUCUAAUUCACACAUUCAUACAAGCACUUUUUUGUAUGUCUAAGUGCUUUCUAUCUAACAGUCAUACUCUGAACUCUGGGUGGUUGCAUUGGAUGAAUGCUUAAAAUACUUCAUGUGAUUCUUCAUUUUAGGCAGCCUUGAGUCACCCCGGCUUUCACGUCCAUGUGCAACGUGACUCAUUUCUUUGGGUUUCUAACUACUUUGUUUUCCAAUACAUGUCAACAAUUGGAAAUUUUAAAUAUUUAAAGAAGAGAUUGUAACUAAUAGGUAUAAGAUGAACAUUUCAAAGAGAUUAACUUUAAAAGUGAGCUGCUGCUACCGUUUUCCAGCUCAUCCAUCUAAACUGUCACGUGGUCGAGCAAACCGAUAGAAUCUAUCGUAUCACCGUUUGGAUUCGCAGAUCACCCGCAGUGGAAAAUCUCACAGUAUAUAUCCAAAGCUGACCACAUGCAGGCACACGGUGUGUGGUCAGCACUUUACAUUCAGUGAACCUACGUAAAGACUAUGCUUAAUAUUUCCACUAAUUAAGUAGAGCUACUUUUUUUUGGAUUAAUUAACAAAACAGAAAAAAAGUGUCACUUGAACCUUUGUCAAAGGGAUGGUGGCGUCCUAAUUAAUGGUCAUUCUAGCCCCAGCUUUGAGUUACACAGGAGCUGCCUGUCAAACAGGUAACCCUAUUGGAGGAAUGUCACCUGCUUCAGUCUCAGAAGUCUAGACAGCUGCACAUACUUGUAGAUUUAUCAGCACAACACAGGAGGACUUGAUUUGCUAUUUGUUCUCAUUUUUGGGGAAUGCCUUUUAGUUAUUUUUUAUAGCUAUAGACAUAUAUAGAUAUAUAUUUUGACUUGAAGACCUUUCCAUAGGAUGGCCACUUCAAAUGGCAAAGGUGAAAAAGUGUCCAAAUUUGAGAUGCUGAAACUUUUGGAGAAAUGCAGGAAAGAAAGGGACGAUGCCAUGCACAAAGAAAGCGUUCUCAGAGAGAAGCUCAGGCAGUAUGAGUCAAGGAUGCGUUCAACAGAGGCUAUGAAACAGAAACUGAAGACUCUGGCUCUGGACAACAGGGAGCUGAGGAAACAGGUGAAGGCUCUUCGUACUGAAAUUGGACUUGAGUGCAGCCCUAAGUUCAAUGGAAAGACCACCAAGGACAUAAUCAAUGACUUGCAUGAAAAAGAACGUGAGUGCAACUCCCUGGUGGAAAAGGCUGGAAAACUGAGUCUGACCAUUGAUGGCUUGACCUCAGAGUUGGCAAAUACAGUCACCUCUAAAACACUUUUAGAGGAUCAAGUACAGUCAUUACAGCAAAAUCUCAAGGAUAUGACAAAUAACCAGCGUCGUCUGCUUAAGUUGUGGGAAGACAAGAAGUCCCAGAGGGAACAGCUUGCCCUCCCUGCAAUAAUACAGAAACCUGGACUGAAGCCACCCGUACAUAAAGCAGUUCAAACCGACAUGUCCAUCAGUUCCGCCCAAAAGCUUCCAGCCAAUGCUUUUGAGAUAAAGCCAUUUUCACGGGACAGUGACAAAAAUACUGUUUUGGAUAAACACAGUUUCCCAUCUUACGGAAACGGCUAUAGUCACGGAAAGAAAGCUUUCGUGCAUGAUGAAGCUAAAGGAAUACAGAACUGACUUCACUGACAGCUACUGACUCUGCACUUGAGAUGGCAACUAAUUACUGGACUAAUGUUACAUAAUGACUGAGAGUAAAAUGAGACACAAUUUUAAAGCUGAUUUAUGUUCUUGUGUAAUUCCAUCUUGUGACAAUGUUGUUUUAAUAGCAUUUGCAUAAUUUAAACGUAACCUGAUUUUUAGGAUCGGUGAAAGUCGACCUUUCAGGAAAACAUUUGUAAG
Haplochromis burtoni (Burton's mouthbrooder) is the source of this 1977-nucleotide messenger RNA. RefSeq lists its product as uncharacterized. The coding region runs from base 997 to 1755 and encodes 252 amino acids. The record is from RefSeq and is a predicted model, not a curated record. NCBI's taxonomy places the organism in Eukaryota, Metazoa, Chordata, Actinopteri, Cichliformes, Cichlidae. The transcript has a single exon.